This is a messenger RNA of Myxozyma melibiosi, 1214 nucleotides long. RefSeq lists its product as uncharacterized. The record is from RefSeq and is a predicted model, not a curated record. Gene Ontology annotation, cellular component: membrane. Gene Ontology annotation, molecular function: serine-type endopeptidase activity. The transcript is spliced from 2 exons. Bases 241 to 1068 code for a protein of 275 amino acids. NCBI's taxonomy places the organism in Eukaryota, Fungi, Ascomycota, Lipomycetes, Lipomycetales, Lipomycetaceae.
AUCUUUAAAUUUUGGUUUUUCAGAAUUAUCUUCCUCUCUCCGUUUGAAGACUAUUACUAGUCUUGAUUGAACGGCACAAAAUGUGAGUGAGCAGGUCAAUCUGGAAGGGUGUUUGGUCUGGUUGAUAACUCAACUCAGUCAAAGGGGAACGCGUCAAACAGGAUAGCUGAAAAGUACUGACAACAGCCUGUAUAGAUAUAAUAGUCGCUCGCUUCUAAUCCAUCGCCACAUAUACUCACAAUGCGCACUCCGCCUCAAUUGCAGGGUCUACGAGACCGAUACACCUCGCUGCCGUAUCUGACGACGUUGAUUGCUGGGACGUUGAUUGCUCUACGGAUUACCGGUCUCUUUUUCUCAGGCGUCAACGGGUUCUUGGCUCUCAACCCGUCAGCAGUCUUGCAUGGUGGAUUUCACAGACUGUUGACUUAUCCCCUCGUCCACCAGAAUUUUAUGCAUCUAUUAUUCAAUUUCUUUGCUCUGAUCCCGGUAUUGUCCGUCUUUGAGGAGGAGACUGGUACUGUGGGUACUGCUGGAUGCCUAGCCUUGUUCAGCGUUGCGCCGGGUGUUGCGUAUGUUUUCAUCAGUUUAUUCACGGGAAGUACCACUACUCUUGGAGCGUCUGGCUGGGUUUUCAGCUUGAUGGCCUACUUUGCGCUCAAAGACGCAGCUAUUCGAUCGACCAUCUACAUCAACCCACGAUUCCAAAUUCCUACUUGGUCAACGCCUUUGCUCACACUAUUAGUGAUUGCGAUCUUGCUCCCUGCCUCGUCAUUCUUGGGACAUUUGCUUGGUCUGGCUGUCGGCUAUGCAUAUGGUCUGGGAUACCUGGAGCAGGCUAAGCUUCCCCAGCAGCUGAUUCUGAAGGCUGAGACGGCGUUGUCGGCUCGGCAACUGACUAAGGCUCUUCCGCGUUUCAUUUCCGACGACAGUGCGUCGAAGCAUAGAGUUGUCUUUGAUGGCUCGAUGGACGCUGGUGUUCCUUCGGGAAGCACAAGUCCUGUCCUCGGCGCUCAAACCGGUGGAACUAGCUCACCGUUUUCCGGCCAAGGACGGCCAUUAGGAAGCUAAAUAGCUGGCUGAAAAAGCUGGAAUGGGAGUGGAUGAACUAGAUGAGUGUUUGGUGCAGGAAGCUUGCUAGUACAGUGGAACGGUGUUGCUCCAGAAGCAUAGUUGCUAUUUUUCUCUUAAUAUAUGUGAAUAGGAAACGAUAUUGA